AUGACCUUCUUGCCAUUUGCCUCCUCGUUGGCUACAGGUUGGGCCCUCCUAUGCAUCAUUCUUCUUGUGGUACUAUAUGCCUUACGGACACUGGCUGCCUCUCGGAUUGACUUUCCACCUGGUCCCAGACCACUUCCUCUCAUCGGAAAUGUACAUCAAUUACCUACGGAACAUCAGGCGGAGACUUUUUUGGAUUGGGGACUCAAAUAUGGCGAUGUGUUGCAUGUACAUGUAUUUGGACACCCGAUGGUCAUCCUGAGCAGCUUGCAAGCGGCUCGCGAACUUCUGGACAAACGAAGCUCGAUAUACUCUGAUCGGCCUCGGUUCGUAUUAAUGUCGGAACUGAUGGGCUGGAGGAACGCUAGCACACAUUUGAGAUACGGUCCUCGAUUCCGCAAGCAUCGUCGUCUCAUGAACGACGUCUUUAAUCAACGUGCAACAGCUCAAUUUCAAUCUCUACAAGAAAAGGAGACCUUGACUCUUCUUGACGGAUUAUUGAACUCACCGACUGCCUACAUCGAUCAUUUCAAAAGAUAUGCAGCCGCUCUUAUUCUGAAGAUAACGUAUGGAUACGAUGUCCAUUCCGUAGAUGAUCGCCUUGUUCGCCUAGCGGAACGCGCUGGGACAUUGACCGUUCAAGGGGCAGGCUCGCCAGCUGCAACCUUGGUCGACUUCUUUCCGGUCAUGAGGCAUAUCCCCUCUUGGGUGCCGUUCGCCUCGUUCAAAAGAAGGGCACUUGAAACACGGAAAGUGGUCGAUGAUAUGAUGGAUAUACCCUAUGAGCUGGUCAAGGCUAACAUGAGGAAAGGGGUUGCCGUGCCCUGUUAUACAUCCAACCUGCUCGAAGCGCAACGCAAUUCUCAAGAUGGAACUCUAAGCUUCGAAGAUGAGGAGGAUAUCAAAGGAUCCGCUGGGACGCUCUUAACGGCGGCGGAGGAUACGACAGUCGCGUUCAUGCAUAGCUUCUUGCUUGCAAUGGUCCUCCAUCCAGAAAUAUUCAAAAAGGCCCAGGAGGAGAUGGAGCGGGUAACAGGCAGUCAGCGAUUACCAACCAUCAACGAUCGACCCGCACUUCCGUAUCUCGAGUGUGUUACCAAGGAGGUGCUUCGCUGGAACCCGUUAGUACCCUUGGGAAUGCCUCAUCGACUGAUGGAGGAUGAUUAUUAUCGAAACUUCUUCAUUCCAACAGGAACAACCGUCCUCGCAAAUAUUUUUGCUAUUUUGCAAGACUGCCCUCAGCCAGACAUAUUCUGGCCUGAGCGAUAUCUGGACGACCCAACUCUCCUUGAUCCCUUCACCGUCAUAUUUGGCUUCGGCAGACGGAUUUGCCCUGGGAGGCACCUCGCGGACACAAGCGCGUGGUCUGUCAUGGCAAACCUGGUGGCUGCUUUCAACAUUUCGAAAGCUUUGGACCAGAAAGGUCAUGAAAUGACUCCCAAGGUUGAAUUUUGCACUGGUUUCGUAAGACAUCCCAAACCUUUUGAGUGCUCUAUCAAGCCCCGAACGGACAAGCUGCGGGCCCUCAUUAGCCAAGCAAGGGCAGACCUAUAGUGUCUCUGAACUUAAUUAAGCGAAUUUCGUUUCGUUUUCUGUCGCACCCUCUCCAUGCUUUUUUUCCAUUUCUUUUUCUCGUAAGCGUAAGCUCUUAUACCUUGAUGAUACCUAAUUCUCGAACCGGCGUGGCUUUGUACUUUAAAUAAUCAACAUUUGUGGGCCCCUGGAGGCUCCUGCAUUGGGGCCUCGCUAUU
Messenger RNA from Laccaria bicolor S238N-H82, 1748 nucleotides. RefSeq lists its product as uncharacterized. Lineage: Eukaryota; Fungi; Basidiomycota; Agaricomycetes; Agaricales; Hydnangiaceae. Gene Ontology annotation, molecular function: monooxygenase activity; iron ion binding; heme binding. The record is from RefSeq and is a predicted model, not a curated record. Bases 1 to 1551 code for a protein of 516 amino acids. The transcript has 14 exons.